CUGUCAACUUUUGACAGUUGCAAGUAUCGUGUGGAUGGUGGUCUGCCGGUCGGGCUAGUUGUGCAUUUUAUUUUGCUAAUUCCAAUAAAAAACUCAUAGCUAUGGGUGAUCCUGACAUGUUAUACGGUACAACACUAUCUGCAGAAUCGAUAAAAGUGAUAGCUGAGAGCAUUGGCGUUGGAUCCUUACCAGAUGAUGGAGCCAAAGAACUAGCCGAGGAUGUCUCAUAUAAACUAAAGAAAAUUGUCCAAGACGCUGCUAAAUUCAUGCAUCACGCGAAACGUUCAAAACUAAAUAUUGCUGAUAUCGAUGCAGCGCUUAAGGUCCGUAAUAUCGAACCCCAGUACGGUUUCACCUCAAACGACUUCAUCCCAUUCCGAUUCGCAUCUGGUGGUGGCCGCGAACUGCACUUUAUUGAAGAGAAGGAAAUUGAUUUGAGUGAAAUCAUCCAAGGAGCACCUCCGAAGAUCCCUUUAGAAGUUACGCUACGUGCUCAUUGGCUUUGUGUAGAUGGCAUUCAACCCACAGUGCCCGAAAACCCGCCACCUCUGUCGAAGGAGUCACAAGCUCUGGACUCUGUCAAUCCAGUCGUGAAACUCGAACAAGGAAUGACUAAGGAUACGGCCGGCAAACCGGCGACCGGAAAGCUCCACAAAUUGAAGAAUGUGGAAACGGUUCAUGUGAAACAGUUGGCGACACACGAACUUUCCGUCGAGCAACAGUUGUACUACAAGGAAAUCACGGAAGCGUGCGUAGGGUCGGACGAGCCGCGAAGGGGCGAAGCACUGCAGUCACUGGCUACCGAUCCGGGUCUGCACGAAAUGCUGCCAAGAAUGUGCACUUUUAUCGCGGAAGGUGUGAAGGUGAACGUCGUGCAAAACAAUCUCGCGCUUUUGAUCUAUUUGAUGCGAAUGGUGAAGGCGCUCCUGGACAACCCCGCUUUGUACUUGGAAAAAUAUCUCCACGAACUCAUUCCAUCAGUUUCCACUUGUAUCGUGUCAAAGCAACUUUGCAUGCGUCCAGAACUCGACAACCAUUGGGCCCUGCGAGACUUUGCUGCACGUCUCAUGUGGCAAAUAUGCAAGAAUUUCAAUACGUCUACGAACAAUCUGCAAACAAGAGUCACAAGAAUAUUCAGCACAGCCCUACAAAACGAAAAAACACCACUAUCUUCCCUCUACGGUGCCAUAGCCGGCCUUUCCGAGCUGGGCAGUGAAGUCAUCAAAGUGUUUAUCAUUCCGAGGCUGAAAUCGAUUUCGGAUCGGAUCGAGUCCCACCUUCAAGGGACGGCGCUAAGUAAUACGGACAAAAUUGCUGCGGGUCAUAUACGAGCGAUGUUGCAAAAAUGCUGUGCGCCCGUGUUGAAAACGAUAAGGAAUCCACCGGAUAUUGUGGAGGAGUACAAACGCGAUUAUGGUUUUCUGGGUCCAACUUUACAUCAAGCUGUAGUGAAAGCACGCAAUGCCCCGCAAGUUAUUCCAUCUACAAGCAUCAAUAGCAUUUCUAAUAACUCAGCUGUUACCAUUGUUAAUGCGCCUAUAGCUGCUGCUGCCACUGCUUCAACUUUAAAUCGAAAUCAAGGUCCACUCAUAUCAUCCAGAGCAGGCUCCAUUGAAUUUUUCAGUUCCGCGCAAACAAUCAGCCCUCAAAUUCAAAGGCAGGUGUCACAGACUCAAAAUCAACCAGGCCAGCAACAGAAAUAUGUCAUAGUUACACAAAGACCAUCUACUCCACAGUCAGGACUACAACAGUCGCAAAUGUCUUCAGGGUUGCAACAAAACGGAAGCAAUCCUAUCAAAUUCCAACACAGCACAUCGUUACAGGGCUCAGCAUCGACAGUUUAUUGCAAUACUUCAUCUGUGGAGCAAGUGGGACCUCCCGAGCUGGACGAUUUGUCACAUUUAGAGUGAUUGUACGUACAAUAAGGUUACUUUGUAAGGUAUGUGUUAUGUGAAUAAGAUAGUAAUGUUAAGAUUACAAUUAGUUAUAUGAAAACAAUUAUUUUGUUAGAGGCGAUGAGAUAUGUAGUAAAGAAAUUAUAUGUUUACAUGUUUUCACAAAAAGAUUUUCAGUUGUCAAAUCAAGGAUAAUGAUGAAUAUAUGUUUUGGUUGUUAUUUUCGAAAUUUGAAUUUCGUAUAGUUCUAGUAGUCAUUAUUCUCGCCAGAAUGAUUAUUGAUUUUGUACUACUUGAGAAUAAAUUUAAUAUUUAAAACA
Messenger RNA from Hermetia illucens (black soldier fly), 2215 nucleotides. RefSeq names its product transcription initiation factor TFIID subunit 6 (gene Taf6). Gene Ontology annotation, molecular function: transcription coactivator activity; protein heterodimerization activity; RNA polymerase II general transcription initiation factor activity. NCBI's taxonomy places the organism in Eukaryota, Metazoa, Arthropoda, Insecta, Diptera, Stratiomyidae. The transcript is spliced from 8 exons. The record is from RefSeq and is a predicted model, not a curated record. Gene Ontology annotation, cellular component: SLIK (SAGA-like) complex; transcription factor TFIID complex; SAGA complex. Bases 102 to 1910 code for a protein of 602 amino acids. Gene Ontology annotation, biological process: RNA polymerase II preinitiation complex assembly; transcription initiation at RNA polymerase II promoter.